Oryza sativa Japonica Group (Japanese rice) is the source of this 1438-nucleotide messenger RNA. Its product is annotated as partner of Y14 and mago. Gene Ontology annotation, biological process: exon-exon junction complex disassembly. Gene Ontology annotation, molecular function: RNA binding. The record is from RefSeq and is a predicted model, not a curated record. Gene Ontology annotation, cellular component: exon-exon junction complex; cytoplasm. Lineage: Eukaryota; Viridiplantae; Streptophyta; Magnoliopsida; Poales; Poaceae.
CAGCGCCCAAAUCUCACCCGACCCGACCCAACUCUGGUCUUAACUCCGACGCCCGAACUCCUAAACCCACCCCGUGCCCCCGCCGUCGUCGCCGCCGCCGCCGCAGCAGCAGCCUUCCUCCAAAUCCGCGCGCCUCCUCCGGCCAUGGCCACAGCCAGCGACGGCAGCGGCAGCGGCGGCGAGCAGCGGCGCCUCCUCUCCAUCCCCAAGGAGGGCGAGCGCAUCAUCGCGCCGACGCGCCGCCCCGACGGCACGCUCCGCAAGGCCAUCCGCAUCCGCGCCGGCUACGUCCCCCAGGAGGAGGUCGCCAUCUACCAGUCCAAGGGCGCCCAGAUGAGGAAGUCGGGGCCCGACGUGCCGCCGGGCUACGACCCGGCGCUCGAUGCUAAGCCCAAGACGAAGGCGGCCAAGCGGAACGAGCGGCGUAAGGAGAAACGGCAGCAGCAGGCCAGUACAACAAAUGAUAAAGGAAAGGGCUUGCAUAUAGAGGAUGAUGCAGGAGAAACUGACAAUCCGAAGGAUGCAGUGGACAGUGUAACAAAGCAGAUAAGUGGCAUUGCUAUUUCUGAAUCUCUGGUUGUCGCAACCUCCUCCACUGAUGCUACCGACAACUCAAAAUCGGAGUCAUCUGCUCCAGACAUAGAUAAGAAAAUUCGAGCACUGAAGAAGAAGAUACGCUUAGCAGAAGCGCAAGUGCAAGGAGAUCCAGAAAAUUUGAAGCCUGAACAACUCGAGAAAAUGAAGAAGAUAGAAGGUUGGAAAGAGGAGCUGAAGCUUUUGGAGAAUAAGAGCUCUCCUGCUGCUUCCUAGACAAUGUCGACCUCAGCACUGAUGUUGAGUAGAGCCAUCAUAUAUCGAAUGCCUGCCUGCUGUGAUGUUUUGCUGAUCCAAAGUCCAAUCAGUCAUUGUCUUGCUUGUCUUAUUCCCCUCGGCCUCUGGAAAAAGCAAUCCAAUUGAUGUGGGGUUUCACACAGAGUGGUAGCUUUUUGCCACAAAUUGUUGUCUCGUGUACGUCCUCCAGUUCGAAGAUUCGUAUUGCAAAAUCUGUUUGUCGUAGACAUCGUGCAAUGAGACAACCGAUUGGAGUUGGGGUAUGUGACGGUGCCAUUGUAGCUUUGUAUAUUAUGCCAACAUUGGCAAUUCCUCUUGACACUGGAUUUACUUCUCUGCUGAUCCAGUAAUAACCGUACAAAUUUAAAGGCCACAGGCCUCAUUGCAUCGACAAAGAUGACAGGCGAGUCCAAUAUCCUGAUCCAUCUUUGAACAUUCAGCUUAUAUGGUCAUCGUGGUUUUCUUCUGGUCAUCGUGGUUUGCAAAGCAAUAGGAAACUGGCUUGUUUUGGGUUAUAUAGCUAGUAUGGCAAGUCUGCCUGUUUGGUUCUUUGUACUUCUGAUGAAAAGCUUAAGUUGGAAAUGCAUUUUAUGCUGUGAUUGAUUUC